GCCGAGAAACCAUGGAGCGCAACAAGACGCGUUGGAGAGACUCACCAAGCGGACGGAAAAAGUGCCAGUUUCUGAGCUGUCUGUAAGUCACUUUCAGCGACAGUCGACAGAUUUUGCUUCGCCAGUAGGUGGACAUUGAGUUUUCCUAAGCGUGCGUAAAUUGACUGGAGAGGUCUAGGAAAGAAAAUAGUCUUGGAGUGACCAGCAGCUACCAAAGAACGGGAGGAAAGGAGGAGUAAAAAAGCGCUCGAAGGAGGGACGAGUCCUCGUUGGACAGAAAUGUACUCUGUCUCAUUAUUUCACACUCAUUUGGACAUUUUAUGUGUUUUGGGGGAAAAGUCGCUGGUGUGCGUUGCGUAAAACCCCCAGACUGCUUUCAUGUCUCAUUCCGUUAGGAGGAACAGUUACUUAUCUCCAAGGAAAGUGUGAGCGGAGCUGAGAUUUCUGAAAGAAGGAGGCACUGGGCUAAAACUGAGAAGCAGACACUGAACAGUUACGAACCAUGGUGAAGUUUCAUAACUCGGACCUAUGGAUAGCCUGGAUGGUCAUUUUCUGCAUGGAGGGUUCAAGGUUUGAUCUACAAACAGGGAAAGUGUACGUGCGGGCGCUGGAUGUGACGGUGUCCCAAAGCAGUAUCCAGGUGGCCCGCGGCCAAGCAGCCGUCCUGCCCUGCUCCUUCACCACCAGCGCUGCCCUCAACAACCUCAACAUCAUCUGGAUGGUGAUACCACUGUCCAAUGCCAACCAGCCAGAACAGGUGAUUAUUUACCAGGGCGGCCAGGUAUUCAGCCUAGCCAACCACCUCAAUGGCCGUGUGGGCUUCGUGGCUACCAUGCCAAGUACAAGUGCCUCCAUCUUCAUCAACAACACCCAGCUGUCCGACACUGGGACCUACCAGUGCCUGGUCAACAACCUCCCAGACAGAGGGGGGCGCAACAUCGGGGUCAUUGGGCUCACCGUGUUGGUGCCCCCCUCGGUGCCAGCAUGUCGAAUCCAGGGCACUCUGGAUGUAGGCAGUGACAUCAUGCUGAUCUGCAGCUCAGAGGAAGGCAUCCCGACGCCGUCCUACUCCUGGGAGAAGCUGGACGCGCUGCCCAAGCUGCCGCACAACGCCAUGCAAGAUCAGAUGCAGGGCACUGUAACAUUGAGAAACAUCAGCACCAGCACCUCAGGACUCUACCAGUGUACCUCCAGCAAUGCCAUCGGCAAGAGCACCUGUCUGCUCAACCUGCAGGUCGUAGCACCCCAGCCUCAGAGUGUGGGUCUGAUAGCGGGCACCAUCGCUACAGGAGUCCUAGCUGUCAUCAUCUGUUCCCUGUUAGUGGUGGUCACGCUCUUCUACUGGAAGAACAAGAACAAAUACGACGAGGAGGAGAUCCCCAAUGAGAUCAGAGAAGAUGACCUUCCUCCCAAGAGGUCAUCAUCAGUGAAGGCUUUCCAUGCAGACGCCUCAUCCUCAGAGAACGACACGCUGACAUCCACCAACACCUACAACAGCCGCUACUGGCACAACCCCAAACCCAACUACGACACCAACUCCUACACCCGCUACAACGGAGACACUCGUCAGACCUUCUCCACCGCUGCUCACGCUGCACAUGGACACGGACAGGCCCAGAACGCAGGCCACGGCCACAGUACAGUGGUCACAGCACCAGGCUCAGCUCCGCUGUCCCGCCAUGCGCAGCCCACAACAGCAACAACGACAGCGUUCGCCAACGGCAGCCACACACUCCCACCACCCAAGACUCUGGUGGUCACCACAAACUCUGCCCCGUCCCCUCCCGCCAUGGUGCGCAGCAACGGCUCUGUGAGCCUCAAACCGGUGGUGACUUCCACACACGGGCAGCACACACACUCCUACGCCGUGAGCCAGGCCACGCUGGAGAGGAUGGGGGCGGUGCCUGUCAUGGUGCCAGCCCAGAGCAGAGCUGGCUCGCUGGUGUGAAAUCCCAUUUGGUAAACUGUUAGCUUUGAAAACAAGACUAAAAACAUGCUUGUUUUCUUGUGAUGUUUGGAACCCACUGAUGAAGAACAGACCGAAUAUGGGCUGAAGCAGCCCGCUGCCCUUUACGACUUCGUCACAACCUCUUUAUCUCAAAACAAACUUGGAUUUCACAGUGCAGAGUUCAUUUAAUGCCAAUUCCCUGAUGGACGGGACCCUUUAUUUUGUAGAUGAGCAUUACAUGGAAUCUGAUCAUCCCCUUAUUGGAUGGAUUUUCCUGGCUGGUGUGGUGGGAACGAUUUUUCAACCACUUUAAUUUCACAAAAGUGGAGGGAAAUUUCCUGCAGAACCUGGAUUCCCACAUCUUUUUCAGGGCUGGAUCAUUGUGAUGAUUGUGGGUUUUUGUUUUUUCUUUUUGUUCGGACUCAAAGCAACACAAGGCAUUUUCAUCUCAAUGUGUCCACACUGCACGGUCAGACAGAAGCAAGCUCGGAUUCCCACAUAAAUGCAUGUGUCUGUUGUUUUAGGAUAACAAAUUAAGUCUGUAUUGUUUCCAAUAAUUUCAUUGUCACAGUUGUAAUUUUGGUUGAUAGUUGUGAUGAGGGUUAUGCAUUGAAACAGUGAAUGUUUAAACGUCUGUUGGGAGGAACCUAAAGAAUAAAAGGGUGUUGGGAGAAAUGGCCUUAGAAGCAUAUAGAGAGAGGGGUUUUAUGGGUGCAAUACAUCGCAUAAUAUACUUUAAUUCAUUGAAUGCAAACAUUUUAAUUACGUUUUUGCACUUUUCAGAGCAUUUUUAUAUCAAAACUGCUGUCUUACAAACAAUAACUCAGUCUUACUAAUUACAAGCUUUACCCAAACAACAUAUAUCAAAACUCUGCACAUACAGAAUACUGAUGAUAUUUGAAGAUAGCACAAGCACUGGAUUUUCACAACAGAAAGCUACUGUCCCCCGAUUUAAACUUGAACCUGCUGAUGGAUGGUGUCGUAGUCUUCGCUGUGUUCAUCCUCUCUGUUGUCCUGAUCUGGUUGAUGUCACAUCAGUGCUGCUUUCAGAAGUCGUGGGUAAGAGGAUGUCUUAUUUCAUAAAUGCUUUAUAAAGAGACAAAUAUAUAUUUAAAGGUGAUUUUUUUUUCUCCCCUUGACAAAGGCUAACACCUAUUGUUUUUUUUUACUGUACAUAUUGUAACUACAACAGUAGGCUAGAUUGUGAAUCAAAGAAAAUACAUGUCUGACUGAUACAUAUUCUACAACUCAUGUGUCUUAACUUUAAAACGCUUCUUUUUGUUACAUUAGACGACAAACUGGAUUUGAUAGUCUGUUAUUGGUUUAAAAUGAAGGGAUGCUUUUUUAAUAUUUUCAUUUUCUAAUGGUUAUUGCCAUUUCAUUACGAGGUCUGAGGUAAAUACAGUAUGGUUUAAUAUGGAUGGCCAUAUGUGUUACGAUUAAUAAUAGACACCUAUGCUGUAUAUGGUAGUAUCACUGUGUUUCUGACCUGCUGUAUUUGUAUUUUAACCAAAUUUCACCACUCUCUGACAAACUGUUACAGUGUUCCCAAAUUUGCAAUCAUUUCUCAUUGUGCAUUUAUGCGCAAUACUAAUAAUUUCUAGUAGCUAUGAUGCAAUACUUCAUACGGCAAUUAUUUGUGUGUUACAUGCUGUAUUGAAAGGUGUUUUAUUCUUUGAAAGCAAUUCCUCUUUAUGUCUAAUAUGAGUUUUAAUUAAAUGUGCUGUUUUGGCAUUUCGAGUCUUACCGAGACAAAUUUGUGUGCUAACAUUACAAAAAGUGCUCAAACACAUAUAAUCUCAUGAUUUAUUGUGGAAACUUUAUUUUUCUCUUCUUUUCUUUUUUUACAUUUAUAUUAUUUAGUUCAUACCAGACAACUUCACUGACUUUACAGAGUACUUUUUUUAAUGUAGAGACUGCUACAUUUAUAUGUCUUCAGGUUGUUUCCUAGAAGGUGUUAUAUUACACUCAAAAUAUUAAUAAUUAAAUUAGAAAAUUAAAAUUUAAAAAAAGGGAGGGUUGGCAGCGAGUGUAGAGUGGAAUUAGCUUAAAGGAGAAGUUCGGUAUUUUGCACUUUGAGCCCAAUUUCUGGGUUGUUUAUGAUGAAAUAGAGUGGUUAAGACCAAAAUAGUGACAAUUGCACAUUUUUGGAGAAUUUGGCUUUCCCCUGCCUGGCUUAACACUGCUGCCUAUGGCCAUGUGUGAACCUGUCCUAAAACCACCCUCAAAGUGGUUUCCAGCUGUGUUUUUGCUCUUCAUCUUGAUUGUGGAACUAGUUUUUUCAGCUGCCUCACACCCGUGUUUAAACUUACGCUUGAUCGUUCGUUUGACCCUGAAGCGUUAUACACUCCAGCCCACUUGAUGGCAAUAAUGCUUCUUUACGUGGGUGUCACCAACCGGCAGGAAACCAUUGCAAUGUAAUGGAACACAGAAAAGAAGCAGAAGAAGAAGGUUGGUGUUGUGUUCAAAGACAUCGUGCUGCGACGGAUGUUUACAAGCGAGUAAUCCAUUGGGCAGUUGUUUAAACUUAUUACAAAUUUUUUUCGUUCGUUCUCGUUCUUCCUCCAGGAGCGCACACGGCACUUUCGCUGAGCUAAAAGACUACAAUGACUAAAACCUUGUCGUGAACAACCCCCUUUCCGUUUCCGGUGGCGGAUCACUACCAACGGACAAUGAGGCUUCCUAUAGAAAACCAAUGGGGUAGACAAAAUGUCAAAUACAUCAUCAUGGAAACCAGUUUGCUACGAUUUUUAUGUCAGAACAUCAACGAACACCACUGACCACUUGGUGAGUUUUAUGGCUUUGAAAACGAACGUUCAGGGUGGUUUUAAGACAGGCUCACGCAUGGCCAUAGCAGCCAGGCAGGGGAAAGCUAAAUUCUCCGAAAGGGAGCAAUCGUCACUAUUUUGGUCUGAGCCACUCUAUUUCAUCAUAAACAACCCAGAAAUUGGACUCAAAGUGCAAAAUACCGGACUGCUCCUUUAAUAUAUUACACUAGAAAUAUAAAUAAACAGAAUGUUCUUUAAUCCCAACACAUAUUUGGAUAAUGUGCACAAUAAAUGAGAUGUACUUUUGUUUUAUUGAUGUCUUCCCAAAUUCACACACUUAUGGAGUGACAAAAUUCACCUACUGAGUUCAAGUCAGCACUGUUUUUGUGUCACAAUUCAUUGUCAGUGAUGUAAGCCUGCUGUUUCCACAGGCCUGGAUCAAACAGUAAUCCGAUUUUUUUUUUUUUUUGCCUGGAAGUCUUCUUAUAAAUGACUUCUAAUUUAAUAUCUGUAUUUUUUAAAACAAUUCACCAUGCCAGUGGUUCCCAACUGGUGGGUCGUGGUCCAAAAGUGGGUUGCUGGUCCAUUCUAUAUGGACCACAAAUGACUCGGGGAACACCUUAAACUUGUAAAAAACACAUUUUAUUUUGAAGUACAGUGAAUUUCUUGCACGUUUGAAGUGCAGUUUCCUGCUGUAGCGUGAAUAACUAACGGACAGCUAUUUGACAGAGACAGCAAACUAGCUGUGUGGACCUUGAACUAAUGACUACGGAGCAAUCUGGACCCCGUGGCUGGACCAGUUGGGAACCACUGCACUAUGCUCUCAUUUACUACAACAUGACCACUCCAGAUCAAUCUUAAAUAUGUUCGUCUUUGUACAUUUGACCCCAGUCUGGCCUCAGCUAUACUCCAGCUCACUAUUGUUGCAGACACAUUUAUUUAACUGUUUUUUAUAUCUCUCUUUUUUUGUCUCAAGGCUUUCUACUGUGUGGCAGAGCUACAAUACUUUGGUAAAAAUCCAUCUAAAACACACACACACACACACACACACACACACACACACACACUGAUUUAUGAUUUAUGAAUACAGUACGGCUCAAAAAGGUCAAAAGAUCAAAGAUCCCCUCUUUCUCCUCUUUUUUUAUGUCCAACAGUGUUUUUGAGAUAACAUAUUCUGUCUGUAGAUUCCACUCACCAUCUCUCCCAGUGUCCCUGCCCUGAGCACUGGCUUACAACAUUAAAGACGAACUUGUCUUCAAAGAUCUCUGGCUUUAUCCUUCCCAGAGAAAAUUUAUUUCAGGCUGGAAAAAGCUAAACUGAGAUUAUUUUACUCCCACUCUGCCCUCCAUUUGCAGGAGCAUCGGAGGAAAGAGAGUGCAAUCAGUAGAAAACUACUGAGGCUUUAACCCAGUUCAGAUAAACAUCUCAUCUUCUACCCUGGCCGUAGGCUGGCGUGUGGUACACAAGGUGGCAAAUGGGUUGUGUACAUAGAUAAAUAAGGACAUGUGAUAUAUUGCCAAUAGUAAAAACCAAUCUGUAAAUAUGUAUAAAAAUACAUCUUGUUCUUACUGUUGGUUUGAAAUGAAAUAGGAAAAAUAACACUGGAACUUGUAGUGAAUAAAUAUUGUUAAUACAUUCUA
Messenger RNA from Epinephelus moara (kelp grouper), 6356 nucleotides. RefSeq names its product immunoglobulin superfamily member 11 (gene igsf11). The coding region runs from base 503 to 1948 and encodes 481 amino acids. The record is from RefSeq and is a predicted model, not a curated record. NCBI's taxonomy places the organism in Eukaryota, Metazoa, Chordata, Actinopteri, Perciformes, Serranidae. Gene Ontology annotation, molecular function: ionotropic glutamate receptor binding. The transcript is spliced from 8 exons. Gene Ontology annotation, biological process: homophilic cell-cell adhesion. Gene Ontology annotation, cellular component: cell-cell junction.